AUGCGGUCGUGGUACCAAUUGUGCACUGCUGCACUAUUAACGUCGCUAGCGUUUGGUGUACAUGGCAAUGAGGUCAAGAUUGACCAAAAAGAAAUAAACCGACAACAAUGCUCGGGCAUGUUCAGUCGCAAGGGCUGGGGAGGAGCUGUAGAUCCCUUCAUCUUGACCAAGUUCGUCAAGCCAGAGGACAUACCCGAAGACCAGGACCCCGUCGUCUCGCUUGUCAUGUUCGAAUGGUCAGAUCGCAACUACGUCGGUAAACUCAUGGACGACACAACUUCUGAUCGCGCAUACAUCUGCGACGCCACUGCUAUCGAAGCAAAGUUCUGCAACUCGACCGAGGAGGGCGAGUUCAUUCUGUCUCAGGACUCGGAAAAGAGCAAGAGUUUGAUUAUUACUCAGGCAGUACAUCUUAAGAACCCGCCUGCUAUCAACUACCCCAUCAAGCGUACUGGAUACUAUUGUGUGGGUACAUAUGGCUAUACUGCAGAGAGCUACAAUGGCAUCGUCGAGUUCCGCAACAGCUACGGAGAGCUGCCUGCUGCUCAGAUCGCAAAGCUGCCUUUUUACGGUGCUCUGACUCUUGUCUACGCCCUCGCAACCGCUGGCUGGGCUUUCCUCUACUUCCAGAACCGACACGAUAUACUGCCUGUCCAGAACUACAUAACAGCCAUCUUGGUCUUCCUCGUUGUUGAAAUCUUCAUGACAUGGCUCUUUUACGACUUCCAAAACAGACAUGGCUUCAAUGGAGGCGCAAAAGCAUUGCUCAUCGUAGUCUCAGUUCUCUCAGCAGGCAGAAACUCCUUCAGUUUCUUCUUGCUGCUGAUUGUGUGUAUGGGAUAUGGUGUCGUCAAGCCCAGUCUCGGUCGUACCAUGAUUUGGGUUCGCUGGCUGGCCAUUACUCACUUUGUCUUUGGCGUCGUAUAUGUCAUUGCCUCGCUCUCUGUAACACCUGAGAAUGCCGGCCCUCUGGUUUUGCUCGUAGUCCUGCCUCUCGCGGGUACCCUCACAGCCUUCUACAUCUGGACGCUUAACUCGCUGAACGCCACCAUGAAGGAUCUAAUGGAACGUAAGCAAACCAUCAAAGCAAUGAUGUAUCGCAAACUCUGGUGGUGCAUCCUUGGCUCCAUCAUAGUCAUUUUCGUCUUCUUCUUUGUCAACAGCUGGACUUUUGCUGGUGUUAGCGAUGAAGACUUUGUACCUACCCAUUGGUCGUCGCGCUGGUUUAUCCUGGAUGGCUGGCUCAACUUGGUAUACCUCGCCGAUGUUGCAUUUGUAGCCUGGCUCUGGCGUCCCACAGCAAAUAACCGCCGUUUCGCCAUGAGUGACGAGAUCGCUCAAGACGACGAAGGCUUUGAAAUCGCAAGCAUGCGCUCAUCUCUCGACUUCGACGACCCAGAGCUUGAAGGCGCACCUCCCGCCUACGACGCCCCUAGAAACAACGCUUCAAGCUCUGCAGCCAAUCGUGAUGUAUCGCCUUUGCCAGCACCCAAGCCAACAAGACCUGCAUCAUUGCCGAGAGAGUCUCUAGACGGCGAGACGAUAUUCGCAGUUGGAGGUGAAGACGACGAUGAAGAGAGGUGGAGUGAAGACGAUAGUGACAACGAGGGCAAGCGUCUAACAGGAAAGAAAGAUUAA
Aureobasidium melanogenum CBS 110374 is the source of this 1638-nucleotide messenger RNA. RefSeq lists its product as uncharacterized. The record is from RefSeq and is a predicted model, not a curated record. Gene Ontology annotation, cellular component: Golgi apparatus; membrane. Bases 1 to 1638 code for a protein of 545 amino acids. Gene Ontology annotation, biological process: retrograde transport, endosome to Golgi. NCBI's taxonomy places the organism in Eukaryota, Fungi, Ascomycota, Dothideomycetes, Dothideales, Saccotheciaceae. The transcript is spliced from 3 exons.